This is a messenger RNA of Pelobates cultripes (western spadefoot toad), 200 nucleotides long. The record is from the annotation of a GenBank genome assembly. NCBI's taxonomy places the organism in Eukaryota, Metazoa, Chordata, Amphibia, Anura, Pelobatidae.
GGUCAAAAAGAGCAGAGCUGGCUGUUUCUGUGAGUUCCACUGGCCCAUUGCCUCCACUUGAAGAAAGAAAGCUACCAUGGAGAAUUUUUGGAUGUUGUGGGAAUAAAUUACGCCUACGCUUGGAUUCUGGUCUAAUGCUGGCUUUAUCUAACUUAAUAAACGCUGAACAACUACAAUCCCAAGCGGCAAUAAAUACACAC